AUGUCGUCGUCGUUCCCCGUGGCCAGCGACUUGGCGGCGACCUGGACGUUUAUCGAGCCGGGCUUGGAACACAUCUUGGGCUCGCAGGGCGACCAGGGCGUCACGGCAAAGAUGUACGUCAACUGCUACACCGCCGUCUACAACUACUGUGUCAACAAGUCCCGCAACAACGGCGCCAUGUGGAAUAACUCCAACCCGCAGGACUCGCUGAGCUACUCGCUUGCCGGCGCCGAGAUCUAUACUAAGCUCGACUCCUACCUCACCCAAUUCAUCAAGAACUUGCACCAAUUGCCCGACGAGACGUUUCUCCAGUUUUACGUGCGGACGUGGACCCGCUACACCAUUGGUGCCGGGUAUAUGGACAACGUGUUCAAUUACAUGAACCGGUACUGGGUGCAGAAGGAGCGGGCCGACGGCCGCCGCGACGUGUUUGAUGUGAAUACGUUGUGUUUGAUUAAAUGGAAACUCGAAAUGUUCCACAACAACGCCGAUGUUUUAGUCGACCAAGUGCUUGAUUUAAUCGAGAAACAACGCAAUAACGAGAUUGUCGAGACUAACCUCAUCUCACUGGCGAUUAAGCUGUUGGUGGCGUUGGGCAUCGACGUUCAGGACUUGAAGAAGAACAACUUAAUGGUGUACAUUAAGCACUUUGAACAAAAGUUCUUGCAACUGACGGCGGACUACUACCUGAAGGAGCUGGCGCAGUACUUGGCGACCCACCUGGUGGUAGACUACAUGAAGAAGUGUGAGACGCGCCUUACGGAGGAACAGCUGCGGCUGAACCAAUACCUCGAGUACCACACUAAAAAAUACUUGACAGAAACGUUGAACAAGGCGUUGAUUGAAGACCACGCCCAGGAGAUGUACAACGAGUUCUUGGCCCUCCUCGAACAGAACGAGACCGAACACAUCAACCGCAUGUUCAAAUUGUUGCUGCGGGUGCCGCUGACGUUGGCGCCACUUGCCAACACGUUUGAGAAGUACAUCAAGGACGAAGCGUUGAAGAAAUUGAAUGAUUUGAAGGUAACUACCGAGGAAGAGUCGGCACGGGCCCGGGCGCAAGCAGCUCAGGAAGGGACUAAGCCGUCAGUUAAACCCGGUUUGGACCCUAAGGCCUACGUCAACACGUUGAUUGAUAUCUAUAAUCGGUUCAACCUCGUGGUGUCCACAGCGUUCUCGAAGGACCCGCUUUUCAUCAAGGCCCUCGACAACGCCUGUCGUGCAUUUGUCAACAAAAACCCUAUUGCCACUCCUACUCCCAAGUCCAAGUGUCGCACCCCUGAACUUCUCGCUAAGUAUGCUGAUGGCUUCUUGCGGGGACUGGCCAAGGAGUCGGAAACUGCCGAUAUGAACCCCGACGUGCUCAUGGUGGUGUUCAAAUUCUUAAACGAUAAGGACGCGUUUGAAGAGUACUACCGGCGGAUGUUGGCCAAACGGCUCAUCAACGGCAACUCGAAACUGGACGAGUUGGAAGAGGCCAUCAUCAAGAGAUUACAGGAAGAAAACCUGAUUGAGUACACGCUGAGGAUGACGAAGAUGUUCAGCGACAUGAAGGCGCUGGUGGACUUGAAGAAGGAGCUCCCGCCGCUGGUGGUGGUCAAGGAGUUCAACCCGUUAAUUCUCGCCCAGCUGAUGUGGCCGUUCUCCCACUCCGACGACUACUCGUUGAAGGUAGCCCCGGAAUUGACCGACCUGUACAACAACGUCCAGCUGAUCUACCACACCAAGCACAACGGGCGCCAGUUGCGGUGGUUGUGGAACCACGGGCGUGCCGAGCUCAAGGCCAAUUUGAACCGCAAGGGCAAGCCGCCGUUCAUUUUUACGGUGUCAAACGUCCAGCUCAUGAUCUUGUUGUCGUUCAACCACUCGCUGCUGUACACGUUCUCCGAGUUGUGGCACCGAGUUGGGUGUCUGCGGCUGAUCUUUGAAGCGCACUUGUUGCCGCUUGUCAAGUACAAGGCGCUUGAACAGCUGCCGGUGGGUACGGAUGCGUUCGCUGACGACAACACCACCUUUACCAUCUGCGAGUACUACCUGCUGAAGAAAGUCAGAGUCAAUUUUACCCUGGCGAUCAAGACCACCGAAGUUAAACAGGAGGAGGACGAGGCCGACCGCGAGAUCGACGAGGCGAGACAAAACCACUUGGCGCUGGUGAUCGUGCGUAUCAUGAAGGGGCGCAAGACGGUGCCGCACAAGGAGCUUCUCAACGAGGUGAUGACCCAGUGCAUGCUGCGGUUCCGGGCGACAAUUAUCGACAUCAAGAAGCUGAUCGACUCGUUGAUCGAGCGCGACUUUAUUAAGAGAAUCGACAACAACACCUACGAGUACAUCUCGUGA
Molecule: messenger RNA, 2337 nt
Organism: Diutina rugosa
Lineage: Eukaryota; Fungi; Ascomycota; Pichiomycetes; Serinales; Debaryomycetaceae
Gene: CDC53
Product: cullin
Exons: 1
Coding region: 1-2337 (778 amino acids)
Biological process (GO): protein ubiquitination; SCF-dependent proteasomal ubiquitin-dependent protein catabolic process
Cellular component (GO): SCF ubiquitin ligase complex
Molecular function (GO): ubiquitin protein ligase binding
Source: RefSeq, a predicted model, not a curated record